Thamnophis elegans (Western terrestrial garter snake) is the source of this 2203-nucleotide messenger RNA. RefSeq names its product protein phosphatase 4 regulatory subunit 2 (gene PPP4R2). Bases 318 to 1544 code for a protein of 408 amino acids. Gene Ontology annotation, biological process: protein dephosphorylation. Gene Ontology annotation, molecular function: protein phosphatase regulator activity. Gene Ontology annotation, cellular component: protein phosphatase 4 complex; nucleus; cytoplasm. The transcript has 9 exons. Lineage: Eukaryota; Metazoa; Chordata; Lepidosauria; Squamata; Natricidae. The record is from RefSeq and is a predicted model, not a curated record.
AUCGGUGUGUGCUUGCGAGGAGGGUCGGGAGCGCGCACGGCGACGGCUUAGGCGCCAUGUUGGAAGGCUGCUGAGCCCGGCCGCCGGGGAAUUGCUUGUUACUUUCCUUCUCUCUCUUUCUCUCUCUCUUUCUCUUUCUGUCUCUCUUUCUCCUUCCCCCCUCUCUCUUUCUCCCCCCCUUCUCUCUCCUCCCUCCCUCCUCUCUCUCUCCCCCCGUUGGAGCAGCCGCACCUGAACUCCCUCCGCUUGCGCGGCUGCCUGUUUCCUGCCAGAGCCCCGGGAGGCAGGAGGAGGAAGAGGAGCGGCGGCGGCGGAUCAUGGAUAUCGAGAGGCUCCAGGAGGCACUGAAAGAUUUUGAAAAAAGAGGGAAGAAGGAGGUCUGCCCAGUAUUGGAUCAAUUUCUUUGUCAUGUUGCCAAGACUGGAGAGACUAUGAUUCAGUGGUCUCAAUUCAAGGGAUAUUUUAUUUUCAAAUUGGAGAAAGUGAUGGAUGACUUCAGAACUUCUGCUCCUGAGCCAAGAGGCCCUCCUAACCCUAAUGUGGAAUAUAUUCCCUUUGAGGAGAUGAAAGAACGGAUUCUGAAAAUAGUUACUGGCUUUAAUGGUAUCCCAUUUACCAUUCAGCGACUUUGUGAGCUGCUAACAGAUCCUAGGCGGAAUUACACGGGAAUAGACAAAUUUCUCAGAGGAGUAGAAAAGAACGUUAUGGUUGUCAGCUGUGUGUAUCCUUCUUCAGAGAAAAAUAAUUCCAACAGUUUAAACAGGAUGAAUGGUGUAAUGUUUCCAGGAAACUCACCGGGUUAUACAGACAGAUCUAAUAUAAAUGGUCCUGGAACACCCCGGCCUGUAACUCGACCAAAAGUUUCUUUGUCACCUCCUAUGACAACAAAUGGUUUACCAGACAGUUCCGAAAGUAAGGAGCUGGGCCUCCUGCAAACUGAAGAGAAAAUGAACAGUGAAUCGCCAGCAUCUGAGCCUGAAAGAGUUCAAAACUGUCCUGUAAAAAACAAACACCCUGGAGAAGAUCCAUCAGAAAUGGAAGGUUAUGAAGUAAAAAGACUUAAAUUUGACAAAGAGGAGGUAACUGACGAAACCUCCAACCAGACUGGUUCCCAUGAAACUUGCUCAGCAAUGGUAGAAGAGACUGAGACAACUUCUACAUCUCAGGAUAAAGAAAAAGAAGCCAUUGGAGAGAGACAACAUUGUAAAGAAGAAGUUGAAGAGGAAGAAGACUCUCUAAUGAUGUCAAGAGAAGUGUUUCCAGAAAGAAAAGUUCUAGACAAAGACAGUGCCUCCUUACUUGAGAAAGAAGAUGUUUCUGAGGAGAAUAAUCAAAUUGGAGAAUCUGACGAGACUCAAGCAAUGAAAGACUCAUCUUCUCCAACUAGUGAGAACAGUGGAUCUUUUAGUAGCAAAGCUGACAGCAGUGACAAAGAAGAAUUGGGCUCAAAUGUUAGUGAAACUCCUGAAAUUGCAUCAGAGACCCCAGUGGAAAACAGCGAUGAAGCCACAGAAGCUGCAGAUGAACCUAUGGAACAAGACUAAUAAUUUUAAUAUACUUAGAGGCAGUAUUUUCCACGAGGCUCUGGUUUUACACUGUAUAAAUAAUUUUAUGUAAUAAAAGUGGACUGUUAGUUUUCCAAGAGAAGCAGGCUGUAAAUUGAACUUCUCAGUGCGUUAAAUCCUGAAGGACUUGUACUUGUUACUGUGAAAUAUUGGCUCCUUCAGGUCCUGCUUGCCACUGAAAUUUCAGUAUGGUCAAAUCUGGUCUGUGUAUAGUUUUUUAUUAUUUAGAAUUAAAAUUUUUAAACUGGAAGGCAGUUCUAAUUCUGACAAUUUUUUGGAGAUUCUACAUUUAAUUACUUCUCUCUCCUUUAAUUCCCCUGAAUGCUGUAGCAGUUAAUUUUUGGUUUGGUUUUUAACACUUCAAUUUCUUGUUGGUUUAUAGAUUUUCAUUUGACUACAUUUUGUGCUUGAAAAAGCUACACAUUGGCAUAUAAUAAAUACUUAAUAAUAUACAAAUCUAAAGAAAAUCUAUGUUUGCACUUUAGAUGCAUUUUCUGUUCCAGACAGAAGCAACCAAGUUCUUUCAUACAAGAAAACAUUUUUACCCCCGUAUAAACCAAAUAAAAUUAGGUCCAUCUGAUAGCCUAAAAGAUGCAAAUGUUGAAAGUACCAGGUCAAAUACAUUCCAAGAGUUCUGU